Loa loa (African eye worm) is the source of this 849-nucleotide messenger RNA. RefSeq lists its product as hypothetical. The coding region runs from base 1 to 849 and encodes 282 amino acids. NCBI's taxonomy places the organism in Eukaryota, Metazoa, Nematoda, Chromadorea, Rhabditida, Onchocercidae. Gene Ontology annotation, biological process: cilium assembly. The transcript is spliced from 6 exons. Gene Ontology annotation, cellular component: MKS complex. The record is from RefSeq and is a predicted model, not a curated record.
AUGAGUGCUAAACAACCAAAACUGUCAAAUUUCAUUGUGUUACUUAAUGGACAAGUGGAUAGUGCUGAGUUUCUCUCCUUUGAUAAUUUUUACUGCAAAUACUCAUAUGUAUAUGGUAUUGACUGGAAACAAAUUGCUGGUAUUCGCGAAGGAAUCAGUGCACGAUGUGAACGUGAACGUUCCGGAAAUACUGAUAUAACUGUUGGUAUGCCUAUUGAAGCCACUUUUACCUCAACAAAUCCAUUUGGUUGGCCACAGAUUGUACUUACUUGUUACGGGUUAGAUUUCUUCGGCAAUGACGUCGUUUGUGGUUAUGGAGCUGUACAUAUUCCAACUGUUCCGGGAAGAACAGUCAGGCGGAUAGCACUGUUUGUACCAGAAGCUUCCACAUUAUUACAGCGUGUUAUCGGAUGGCUUACUGGGAAAAGAGCUGAAUUUGUAGACCCGAGAAUCGUUGCAACGGCAGAUGGUCGACAGGUUACAAAAGUAAGGAGCCAAGGAAUCAUCACCAUAACUAUGGAUAUUGUACUUAAAGACAUGAAGAAGUAUGGAUACGAUGUGAUACCAUCAUCGCUAUAUAGGAUUUCAGAAUGUCCCCUGCCUGAGUUCACGAAGACAUUUGAUGAACAGAUUCAAGUUCAUCAGGAGGGAAGACUAGUAGAUCCAGUCGAUAAAUCAGAGGAAGAAAAUUCUCAGCUCGAAAUUAAACCAGGACCAUCAAACAUCCCUCAACCAAUGGCACUACGUGCUGCGUCGCCUUCAUCAAUUCAACCACUUCCUAUGCCAAGACAGACGAUAGAAAAAAGCAAAGACAGCGUCGAGCAAGUCAGAAAAGAAACAUCAGCUUAG